AUGUUUUCAACUCUUAGCAGUAACUGUUCAUAUCAGCUACUGAGUUCUCUCUUCCUGAAUUUUCCCUUCCUGCUCAGAGCCUUUUUCAUCCCCUACCUCAUCUUCCUCUUUACCUGUGGCAUUCCUGUCUUCCUCUUGGAGACAGCGCUGGGCCAGUACACCAGCCAGGGAGGCGUCACAGCCUGGAGGAAGAUUUGCCCCAUCUUUGAGGGCAUUGGCUAUGCCUCCCAGAUGAUUGUCGUCCUCCUGAACAUCUACUACAUCAUUGUCCUGGCCUGGGCCCUCUUCUACCUCUUUAGCAGCUUCACCGUCGACCUGCCCUGGGGAAGCUGCCACCAUGAGUGGAAUACAGGCUAA
Leptonychotes weddellii (Weddell seal) is the source of this 357-nucleotide messenger RNA. NCBI's taxonomy places the organism in Eukaryota, Metazoa, Chordata, Mammalia, Carnivora, Phocidae. The record is from RefSeq and is a predicted model, not a curated record.